Molecule: messenger RNA, 2609 nt
Organism: Linepithema humile (Argentine ant)
Lineage: Eukaryota; Metazoa; Arthropoda; Insecta; Hymenoptera; Formicidae
Gene: Pgm2a
Product: phosphoglucomutase 2
Biological process (GO): purine ribonucleoside salvage; carbohydrate metabolic process
Cellular component (GO): nucleus
Molecular function (GO): magnesium ion binding; phosphopentomutase activity
Source: RefSeq, a predicted model, not a curated record
UCAGAUCAAAAGCUAAUGCGAUAUAUGUAAUGUGCGUGUUUAUAUUAUAAAAUUGUGUUAAAGUGCAUCACGUUUAUUUAAUUAUUACGUGAAAGAACUUCGAUUUACAGCGCAUUUUUAUUUUACUAUGUGUCAUUGCGCAUGUUUUUGAGAGUAUUUGGGAGAAAUAGAGUACGAUUGGACGCAGAAGCAAUUGCAGCAUUUUUAUCAGAGAGAAAUUAUGUUGAUGAGUUUAUUGAUGUGGAGAAAUAUAUAAUCUUAUUAGAAAAAAUCUAAGCUGCACAUUUAAAUUGACAAACAAUUAAUAUUAUGGCUCUCCAGCAUUCAGUGAAUACUGGUGAUGGCAAUUUGGAUAACAAGAUUAUUGAGUGGUUGCAAUGGAACAAGGAUCCAAAAGAAGAAAAGGAAAUACUUGAAUAUUUAAAUAAUGAACAAAUUAAAAUAUUGUCAAAGUUGUUUCUCAAGAGACUCGAAUUUGGAACUGCAGGUCUCAGAGGUUGUAUGGGACCAGGUUAUAGUCAAAUGAAUGAUCUGGUGAUCAUACAAACUGGUCAAGGAUUAACAAGAUACUUGAUGGACACAAUAUUAGAUGUUGCACAGAAAGGUGUUGUAAUAGGCUAUGAUGGUCGCUAUAACAGCAAAAGAUUUGCAGAAUUGACUGCAGCAAUUUUCAUAGCCAAUGAUAUUAAAGUGUAUUUAUUUUCCGAAAUAUGCCCCACACCAUUUAUACCUUAUACUAUAUUAAGGUACAAGUGUGCGGCUGGAAUUAUGGUCACCGCCUCUCACAAUCCAAAAGAUGACAACGGAUACAAAGUCUAUUGGCAAAAUGGAGCACAAAUUAUUACACCGCAUGAUAAAAAGAUUCAAAAUUACAUUCUUAACAAUCUUGAACCACUUGAAUCAUCGUGGGAUGUUAACAAAAUCUAUCAAAGUCUUUACUACAAAGAUCCGAAAGACGAAAUUAUGCAACAUUAUUACAAAGACUUGAAAGAUAAAGUUUUAUAUCCUCAAGUUAAUAGAAACACCACGUUAAAAUUCACUUACACUGCUAUGCAUGGCGUUGGAUAUGAAUAUAUGACUGCUGCAUUUGAAGCGGCGAACUUUAAGCCGUUUAUAAGUGUGGAGGAGCAAAAAUUGCCAGAUCCAGAGUUUCCUACAGUAAAGUUUCCAAAUCCGGAGGAAGGAAAGAGCGCCCUUGAUCUUAGCAUAAAACAAGCGAAUAAAAGUGAUUCUUAUAUAAUAUUAGCCAAUGAUCCUGAUGCUGAUAGACUUGCGUGCGCGACAAAGUCAAAAAGCGGGGAAUGGCAUGUCUUCUCCGGAAAUGAACUUGGUGCAUUAUUGGGUUGGUGGAUGUUACACACUUAUCAAGUGUUACAACCUGAUGCUGAUAUGAGUAACGCAUACAUGUUAGCAUCCACCGUUUCCAGUAAAAUUCUAGCAUCAAUGGCUAAGAAAGAAGGCUUCAAUUUUGAGGAAACUUUAACAGGUUUUAAAUGGAUGGGCAAUAGAGCUAUAGAGUUAAUAAAGGAAAAAAAGGAUGUCCUGUUCGCAUAUGAAGAAGCUAUAGGUUUUAUGUGCGGUUCUAAAGUUUUAGAUAAGGAUGGUAUUAGUGCUGGUAUACGUGUAGCUGAAUUAGCAGCUUAUCUGGAAACAAUUGGAUUAACGUUAUCAGAUAAAUUGAAAGAGAUAUAUCAAGAAUAUGGUCAUCAUAUCAGUGAUAAUUCCUAUUGGAUAUGUCAUGACUCAGACACUAUCAAGGCGAUAUUUGAGCGAUUGAGAAAUUAUUCUGAUAAACCAAAUACAUACCCAACCGGAAUUCGAAAUGGGAAAUAUACAAUAGCUGGCAUAAGAGACUUAACAACCGGAUAUGACAAUACAAAACCCGACAAUAAAGCUGUUCUACCUGUAUCGAAAUCUAGCCAAAUGAUCACGUUUACAUUCAAAAACGGAUUAGUUACCACUUUGAGGACCAGCGGUACCGAACCCAAAAUAAAAUACUACAAUGAAUUAUGUGGAUCACCUGGAGAGGAUUUAAACAAAUUGAAGAGUAUUCUCAUCGAAAUGGUAUCAGCUGUGGUAACAGAAUUUCUUCAACCUGAAAUGAAUGGACUUAUUGCCCGCGAACUAUAAACAAUGAUAAGUAAUUGCGGUUUGAUAUGCGUUACGUAACGCUUGACUCAUUUAAGUGUCAAGCAAACGUUUAAUUUGUGUCAGUAAAAUGCGUCAUGUAAGCUAUCUUUAUAAAUACCACGUAAAGAUGUGAUGCAAAUAUGUUCAAUUUAUAAUUUUACUUGAACAUUUUAUAUUUAUUAUUAUGUUGAUACAUUAUAAUUAUACAUUUUAAGAAUCAAUAGUUCAAGUCUGUUAUCAAAUGGAUGUGAUGUUUUUCUGUAAUUCUUGAAAUGGCUGUGCAUUAUUUUAUUUACUGAAAAUGUUAAAUCUUACAACAGGUAAAUACGUUAUCAUGUUCUGUUUAAUUUCUAGAAGUAAUAGUUUUAAAAAUUAAUGCAGAAAACUGUGUGAUGAUUAUCAUUUAACUCUGCAAUUCAAAAAUUAAAAUUAGCAAAGUUAAUAUAUAAAUAUAUAAAAUAUGAAUAAUGUUUUGGCAA